Messenger RNA from Paramormyrops kingsleyae, 982 nucleotides. The record is from RefSeq and is a predicted model, not a curated record. Lineage: Eukaryota; Metazoa; Chordata; Actinopteri; Osteoglossiformes; Mormyridae.
UAGUAUGCAAGCAGCAGAUGAGAAGACAAAGCUCCUUCUGCAACAGCAGUUGCUCGGGGCAUCAUACGCUUCCAGUGCUGCAGAGAAGCUGAUUGGCCAGUGUCACUGUCACUCAUCCACCGGCGAUGCCAUUGGCCGCACUGAGGAGAAGCGCCGGGCCCGCCUCCAGCUGUACAGAGCCUCCACUGUCUGUCUGAUCUUCAUUGUUGGGCAGGUGGUGGGCGGCUGUCUGGCUCACAGCCUGGCCCUCCUGGCGGACGCCGCCCACCUGCUCGUCGACUUCGCCAGCAUGCUGCUGAGUCUCUUCUCCCUCUGGGUGGCCUCCCGACCUGCCACCAAGGUCAUGAGCUUUGGCUGGCACCGGGCAGAGGUGCUGGGCGCUCUGCUCUCCGUGCUCUCCAUCUGGGUGGUGACAGCCGUCCUGGUCUCCAUGGCGGUAUGGCGGCUGAUGUCACAGGACUUCCACAUCGACGGCGGCAUCAUGCUCAUCACGUCAGGCUGCGCCCCGGAGUACAGGAUCAUCGAUCCCAUCUGCACGUUCCUUUUCUCUGUGCUCGUCCUGGGGACGACCCUCACUGUGCUGCGGGACGUGCUGACGGUGUUAAUGGAGGGCCGCCUGUUGAGAAUGCGCUCCCUGACCACGCCCCUCGUCCUGCAGGCACGCCGCCCCGCUGAGAACGCUGCCAGCCCCCAGGCCGCCUGCACGCCGCCCGGCCUCCACUUCACGCAGGUGAAGCAGUCUCUGCUGUCCGUCUGCGGCGUCAGGCAGCUGCACAGCCUGCACAUCUGGGCCCUGACAGUCAACCAGCCCGUGCUGUCCGUCCACAUCACCGUGGAGGACGGUGUUGAGGCGCAGACCUUGCUGAAGGAGGCCAGCCAGAUGCUGCAGUCCCAGUACGGUUUCCAUACCAUCACCAUUCAGAUUGAGGACUACUCUGAAGACAUGGCGGAUUGCCACAAGUGCCGGGACCCUGCAGAGUGA